CUUCCAACUCCAUCUCUCUGCACAUUUUAUUCCAAAGAAAAACACCCACCACUUACCACUUGCGACACUGUUUUCUGACACAGACACCAUUUCUUCCGCGGCUUCACUUUACCACAAGAACCCUUCUUUCUUUCUCUCUCUCAAAUGCCUCACGCGUCAUAGAUUAAAAUAAUGUAAUCAUCCUUUCUUUCUUUCUUCUCUUCUCUCCUACUACAACAUCCACCUUAGUUUCCAACCUCUUUCUUGUCCCAAAUCUCCAUCUGGGUUAUUAGUUUUCGUGCCUACCUUUGGUUUUCAACCUUUAACUCCAUUCCAUAAUCGAAGAGUGUAAAAGGUCAAUAUAUGCUGUAGCACAAGUGUAUGAGCUGUUCCUUGUAGUGCUUAGAGGGCAUGAUCUUUUUGCUGACUGUGAGUAAUUCUGCUACUUGCUAUACUUGUUUGUUCAACAUCUUUAGGGGAAGCAGAAUGGGAUCUGUCACUGAGGUUCACUCAGUGGUGGAGUUCAGUCUGGAUGCAAAGUGGCUUAUAGAUCCAAAGCAACUAUUUGUUGGGCCAAAAAUUGGAGAAGGUGCCCAUGCCAAAGUGUACGAAGGAAAAUAUAAAAAUCAGAAUGUUGCUGUUAAGAUUAUUAAUAAGGGUGAAACCCCAGAACAGAUUUCUAGGAGAGAGGCUCGGUUUGGCAGAGAAAUUGCAAUGUUAUCUAGAGUUCAACACAAAAAUCUAGUUAAGUUUAUUGGAGCCUGCAAAGAACCAGUUAUGGUUAUUGUAACUGAACUUCUGUUAGGGGGAACAUUGCGCAAAUACCUGUGGGGUAUCCGUCCAAACUGCUUGGAUAUGCGAGUGGCAGUUGCAUUUGCUCUUGAUAUUGCGCGAGCAAUGGAAUGCUUACACUCUCAUGGGAUCAUUCAUCGUGACCUUAAACCUGAUAACUUGAUCUUGACAGAAGAUCAUAAAACUGUUAAACUUGCCGAUUUUGGUUUAGCCAGAGAAGAGUCCUUAGCAGAGAUGAUGACUGCUGAGACAGGGACAUAUCGUUGGAUGGCUCCAGAACUUUACAGCACUGUCACUCUAAGACAAGGGGAGAAGAAACAUUACAACCAUAAGGUGGAUGUCUACAGUUUUGCUAUAGUGCUAUGGGAGCUCAUCCAUAAUAGGUUGCCUUUUGAAGGCAUGUCAAAUCUACAGGCUGCAUAUGCAGCUGCAUUUAAGAAUACAAGGCCGAGCGCUGAAGACCUCCCUGAUGAAUUGGCUCUGAUUGUGACCUCUUGUUGGAAAGAGGAACCAAAUGAUCGACCCAAUUUUAGUCAAAUAAUACAGAUGUUGCUUCGGUAUCUAAUUACCAUUUCCCCGGCCGAUCCAGUUGUUCCAAUGCGUAUUGCAUCAUCCAAAAAUGCUGUAUUGCCACCAGAAUCUCCAGGUACAAGUGCUUUAAUGGCUCGAAGAGAUGAUUCUGGCGAAACCCCGAAAGUUGAUAUUGAAGGCAGGUCUAAAGGGUGUUUCUUCUGCUUUAACCAAUGUUACUGAUGACCACGAUGCUGACAUAAAUGGGGCUGACCCAGAUCACAGUGUGGCAAUCUGAAUAAAUCCGUCACAAAAUGUUGCAACUAGAAUUUUAACAAGAAAGAUAUUAUUCAAUGAUGCAGUUUAGUUCACCUUCAUUCCAUGUUCUCAGUAAGAGUAGCACGCCAUUCUCUUUUAACAUUGGGUUUACUCACUUCUAACCAAUUGGGCUUGAGGCUGCUGAGAUGUAUUGUUGUAGAAUAUGGUUCAUCCAAAGGCCUUCACCUCGUGCGUUAUGCUUAAUGUAUGGAAAUGACAUGGAUAACAAAUGAAAAUGGGGAACAUUUUUAUCAGUGCUUUUAUGUAAUCCGUUUAUAGAAUUUGGUAACCUUUUCGAUUUGUCUUGCA
Molecule: messenger RNA, 1908 nt
Organism: Vigna radiata var. radiata (mung bean)
Lineage: Eukaryota; Viridiplantae; Streptophyta; Magnoliopsida; Fabales; Fabaceae
Product: serine/threonine-protein kinase HT1-like
Exons: 7
Coding region: 391-1524 (377 amino acids)
Biological process (GO): signal transduction; protein phosphorylation
Cellular component (GO): cytoplasm
Molecular function (GO): ATP binding; protein kinase activity
Source: RefSeq, a predicted model, not a curated record